This is a messenger RNA of Manduca sexta (tobacco hornworm), 2679 nucleotides long. RefSeq names its product LIM domain only protein 3. Gene Ontology annotation, cellular component: nucleus. The transcript is spliced from 7 exons. Lineage: Eukaryota; Metazoa; Arthropoda; Insecta; Lepidoptera; Sphingidae. Bases 427 to 1146 code for a protein of 239 amino acids. Gene Ontology annotation, molecular function: DNA-binding transcription factor binding; transcription coactivator activity. The record is from RefSeq and is a predicted model, not a curated record. Gene Ontology annotation, biological process: positive regulation of transcription by RNA polymerase II.
GAGUCGCGCCGGCCGCCCGUUGCUCUCAUUCCGCUGUUCGUCGUUCGUCGACUCGGCUCACUUCGUCGCGAGCUCCGGCUUCUAACGUACGUGUUGCUUGGCCUCCUGCGAGUUUCAAACUUUACACGAACUGUGAAAUGUUCAUCGUAGAUACGUGUUUCUUUGUCGUGUAAUUAGGAACGUGCCGAACAGUAACUAUUAAUCGCGUUUGCAUCAAAGAAGAGGCAUCUUAGAAUACCCUUUGAGUGACAAUUGUUUAUUGGAGUGGACAAGUAAUAACAGUGCUCCAUUAUCUUGACUGUGCAAUUGUUUGUGGAUUUAAAAACAACUUUCUUGGAGAUCCAUAAAUUGAUACUACGGUGUCUACAGCUACAGAGAAUAUAUAAGGUUUCAACAUUGCUGUGAUGCGUGAGUGACAAACUCGCCAUGAUUCGAGAUCCACCGGCCAUGCAUAAACCCGACAACACUAUCACAGGUCAACAGGAUGACAAUAAAUACAGUCGGGGCAGCAGCGUGGCCGGGAGCACCGGCGGCGCCAGGCUGUGCGCCCAAUGCGGGAAAGUUAUCACCGAACGAUUUCUUCUCAAAGCCAUGGAACGGUUCUGGCACGAAGAUUGUCUUAAAUGUGGUUGCUGCGACUGUCGCCUCGGUGAAGUGGGCUCCAAAUUAUACUACAAAGCGGAUCUUAUGCUCUGCAAAAGAGAUUAUCUUAGGUUAUUUGGUGCCACAGGCAACUGUGUGGCGUGCAACAAAGUAAUUCCCGCUUUCGAAAUGGUUAUGCGAGCCAAGAGUUUCGUUUACCACUUAGAAUGCUUUGCCUGUCAACAAUGUAAUCACAGGUUUUGUGUGGGGGAUAGAUUUUAUCUAUGCGACAACAAAAUACUAUGCGAAUAUGAUUAUGAAGAGAGGCUGGUGUUCGCGAGCAUGGCGGCCAAUCCCAGCGGCCUGGCGCACAUCCGCCGGCAAGUCAGUGGCUUACAGUCUCCAAGUGGAGGAUACGUCGGUGGAGUAAGUGGUUGCGGUGGAGGGGCCGCAGUCGGUGGAGCCUUGGUGGACAAGGAUGGCGGUGGAUGCGCGGGUGCAGAUGACGCCUCUAGCGGGUACGGCAGCCCGCCCGACCCUGACGUGUGUGACACUGCACGAUGACCGAUAAUGCCCCGCCGACUUCUCGCUUCGGUGAAACCUCACUGAGUGUUGGCGAGACUCAGAGGCAUGUUGGGGUCCUGCUCCAUCGGCGUACAGCUUCAGCGUUCGGCAGACGUCUCAACUCAACACAAAAUAAAAUAUUUGCGUGAUAUAUUAUUCCUCAAUUAGGAAUACACGCUAGCCAUUUCACUUCAUCUGCAUAUGAAAUAAAGUCCAUAAUGCUUAAUUUCUUAUUUAGUUGAUGAUAAUGGCAAACAUCUCACAAGAACUCAACAAAAUAUCAUCCAUGGCAGUGUGCGGCGAGAAAUCGGCAAGGUGCAAAAUUAUAUUACAUAUAGUAAAGUCUCUGAAUUUAUUAUAAGCUGCAAACGAGAGUCCAUUAGACUAAAAGACAGGCCGUGGAUAUGUGGCCACUAUACAAAAUGUCCGGGAUGAGACGCGAUAACGUUGUUAGAACACGAUAUUUCCAUUAUGUAUACGAUUUGAACACUUGUUUACACGUUAAGAUAGCAGCGUAGCGUGGGUAGGGCGCGCGCUCACGCUUCUUCUGUAUACUUACUGUACCACGUCUUGCAAUUAGCUCAUUUUAUCAAUAUAUUUUUACAAUAAAAAAUAAUAAUCUAAUAUUUGAAUAAGAUCACUUCCAGUUUAAUUUUAGUGGAACACGGUCGUUUAAGAACUUGGUGUAUUUGAUAUGGUCAAGGAAUUUCGCUCGAUAAUGUUACUGAAUAAGGAAAGACUGGUGAUGUUUACUUAGUACCAUUCGCUUUAAUGGACGAAUAAUGACUGUGGCAAAGUGUUUAUAUUCCGUUUAUCUUCAUACAACGAUGCAAGUCCAGAUUCAAAGUAUAUUAUCGAAAACGAUCUCAUUGUUAUGAAAUUGUAUGUACAUAUGUACAUCUAGUAACAUAGAAUAUUGUUAUCAUACAAGGUAUGAAAAUUUACUGUGCAUUAGUUUUCUUUUAUUUAAUAUUAAGGUUAUUUUGUUUACCAAAGAUAAGUUCGCGUUAAAUCGAUUAUUAUAUAAGUACGAAUCUACAAGAUGAGCGAUGUUUGUAGAUAGAUAGUGAUAUAAUUGGUACUUUCAAGUGGUGCAAUGGAUAGUUAAGUACCUCUAUAUUAAUAAUAAAUAUACCUUCAAAUGUCUAAUACUUACAUUCUAAAACCUAUGUUUACAAUUCUGCCAUAGCUUCGGUGAUUGUUCUUCGCGUAUGUACCUAUAUUGUAAAACAGACUUCAUUUUUAGUGAGAAUGCGCUAAUUAAACUUGUUUUCAAUGUAAAGAAUUGAAUUUAGAUGCUAAACUUUUCUAUAGAAUUUUGUGUAAAAUAAAGAUUUUUACGAUAAAGAUGGAUUUAUGUAAAAGUAAUAAAACUGUCGUUACUUAGAGUUAUAUUGGCUAAAAAUAAAAUACUUCAUAAACCAUUAACUACAAUAGAACCAAUAAAACGUUUAGCUUUCGUAAACAUCGACAGAAUAAAUAUUUCAUUUGACGUUAAUGACAAUGUAAAUAAAUAUAUUUAUUUAAUGAUUA